AUGCAGGCGACACCCGAAGCAUCUGCGGCUAUCUUGAAGCCGACGCCCGAAGCGCCGAUGAUCAUCACGUCGGGGCCGUUCGACUGCAUCAUCCGCAGCCCCGACACGCCCGGCCCGCUCGCGUUUUUGAACGGCCUCCCGUACUUUGCCAUGGCGCAGAUGCUCUUUGCCUUCAACGCGUUCAUCCUCAUCAACUGGUACGGCUCCAUCGGUGCCAUCAUCGGCUCGAUCCUCGCUGUCGGAAGCGCCGUCGUCGACGGCUUUGCGUCCAACAGCUUUGGGGAGAACGUGCGCACGCUGCGCCACAACGGCUUCUCCGACUGGACCGUGCUGAGUGCGAUGGCAUUUGCGAUCGUGCUCGGAGAGGUCAUGAACGUCGUGGUGAUCCAGAACCUCGCGCCCGCCGGGUCGCUCGAAGCCCUCUUCUCGCCGUCAACGUACACGCGCUACACGCUCUUCGGGAUCACGACCAACAUUGCGAUCGUCGAGGUGCUCUUCUACGUCGGCCACAUGUUCCUCCACGAGGCGUGGCCCGAGAUCCACGUGAUGCACCACUGCACGCUCGGCGGACCCGGGGCGAUCGUGAUUGUCAACCACUUUUUGCUCUGGGAGCAAGACCCGACGAUCCUCCUUGUCACGUUCCUCUUUGUGACGUGGGCGUACUCGAUCAUUCACCACGAGUGGUAUGCUGGCGACCACGUCAAGCACCACGCGCGCAUCGACUCGGUCUACACGGUCUACGUCAAGCAUCACGGCGACGCGCGCAAGAACCUUCUCAAGGGCCACAUCCGCCACCCGCCCAAGAAGUAA
This is a messenger RNA of Saprolegnia parasitica CBS 223.65, 810 nucleotides long. RefSeq lists its product as hypothetical. The record is from RefSeq and is a predicted model, not a curated record. The transcript has 2 exons. The coding region runs from base 1 to 810 and encodes 269 amino acids. Lineage: Eukaryota; Oomycota; Saprolegniomycetes; Saprolegniales; Saprolegniaceae.